UUUUUUCCUUUUUCGUUUUAGUAUAAUCUAAGCAUUAUUCGUAUCUUACAGCAGGAAGAAUAAAAACCGUUUUGAAGAAGGCGACUGUAAAAAAAUGCCUUUGGUCAUCUUUGGUGACGGUUUAAAGAAUAAGGGCCAUGUUAGGUUUAAAGGUCUUAGGCAUGGUGUCUCGAACAAAAUCUACAGGCAAUUGAAGCACAGAGAGGGUCUUGGAGAAUUGUUACUUCUCGAUAUCAACGAAUUCAAGACCUCCAAGACCUGCAACUCUUGCUUAAGCCAAGAGCUUCAGAAUCUAAAAUGUGGAGAAGGUGGUAAUGUCAAAAAAAUCCAUCAAGUAUUAAAGUGCAACACUUGUAAUAUUUUUUGGAAUCAUGAUGUAAUGGCCGCCAAAAACAUGCUUCUCAUUGCAUAUUGUGUUUGGAAUGGUCAAGGUCGACCCAAUGUCUUCAAAAGACAAUUCACCACCUCCAAUGUGGUUGCCUCGUUUCACUCUGGUGGGGUGUAA
Molecule: messenger RNA, 505 nt
Organism: Rhizopus microsporus ATCC 52813
Lineage: Eukaryota; Fungi; Mucoromycota; Mucoromycetes; Mucorales; Rhizopodaceae
Exons: 2
Coding region: 95-505 (136 amino acids)
Source: RefSeq, a predicted model, not a curated record